Messenger RNA from Vanessa atalanta (red admiral), 2094 nucleotides. RefSeq names its product MOB kinase activator-like 1 (gene mats). Gene Ontology annotation, biological process: positive regulation of protein phosphorylation; hippo signaling. The record is from RefSeq and is a predicted model, not a curated record. The transcript has 5 exons. Gene Ontology annotation, molecular function: protein kinase activator activity. The coding region runs from base 146 to 799 and encodes 217 amino acids. Gene Ontology annotation, cellular component: nucleus; cytoplasm. Lineage: Eukaryota; Metazoa; Arthropoda; Insecta; Lepidoptera; Nymphalidae.
AUUAAAACGUAUUUGACAAGCUGAUCGCUGAGUGCUGAGUGUUGAGUUACUGAUUGAAUUUGUUAAAUAAAUAACCUAUUUUAAUGAUUUGGUGCUAUUUCGCUGGAAGAUAGUGUGUAAUUUGACGAAAAUUAACAUUAAAAAAAUGAGUUUUCUGUUUGGGAGUCGAUCUAAUAAAACCUUUAAGCCAAAGAAAAAUAUACCUGAAGGAACUCAUCAAUAUGACCUAAUGCGACAUGCAGCCGCUACUUUGGGUUCCGGCAAUCUCCGCCUCGCCGUCAUGCUGCCCGAAGGCGAAGACCUCAAUGAAUGGGUUGCAGUAAACACGGUAGACUUCUUCAACCAGAUCAACAUGUUGUACGGCACAAUCACUGAGUUCUGUACUGAAGAAUCAUGCGCAGUAAUGUCGGCGGGGCCCAAAUAUGAGUACCAUUGGGCUGACGGGCACACAGUCAAGAAGCCUAUAAAGUGUUCUGCUCCCAAGUACAUUGAUUAUCUCAUGACAUGGGCACAAGACCAACUGGACGAUGAAACACUUUUUCCUUCGAAAAUAGGAGUGCCAUUUCCUAAAAACUUCUUAUCAAUGGCGAAAACUAUAUUAAAGAGACUAUUCCGCGUCUACGCCCACAUCUACCACCAACACUUCCCCGAGGUGGUGCAGCUCGGGGAGGAGGCACAUUUAAACACCUCCUUCAAACACUUCAUAUUCUUUGUUCAGGAGUUUAACUUAAUCGAGCGGCGAGAAUUGGCACCGCUGCAGGAGCUCAUUGAGAAGCUGACGGCCAAGGAGGCGCGAUGAGGCCGAACUCCUGACCCUCGCGCCCCCCUCCCAGCCCACGACGACACACUGUCUCUAGCGAAUUCAAUUAUAUAACUUAUUUUAAUGUAUUAUUUUUGCAAAACCGCAAUACGGAUUAAAAGGUGUACUUAAAUGUGAACAUAUCUGUCGAUGUAAUCAGGAUCAGUCUCGAGUGUGCAGCGACUAGCGACUCACUGUAGCGGCUAUCGCUCCCUUAUUACCUAUACUGAUGUUUGAUAUUUUUGUGAAUGAAAUUGUGAUAUGAAGUAUUUGGAGAGUAGUCGACUCUACCUACGAGAGAACCACAAUAAGAGCGACGGAAGUGUGACGUCACACGCGGCUUGUCAGCGAACCGAGCAUUUAGUACGAAAUUAAAGUAAUAUACAAGUGCAGGCGGGCGGGGCCGCUCGUCUGCGGCUAAGUAACACUAUUAUAGAUGAUUUAUACCUUCUUAUGCAAUAAGUAAGACUAGAGACGACCUACGAUAGUAUACAUUUAUAAAAGUGAUCGGCUGUUUAUGUUUUCGUUCCAUGUAAGCGAUAUCCCGACCGGUCGACGGCUAUGUAAUCCAUGAAUUUAUAGCGCGUAUGUCGGCGUUAUAUUUGAAAUGAAAUGUAUAAAAUCGUUAUAUUGUAAUAAAACGUCAUUUUGCCUGAGAAUUACAGCUUCAUAUGAAGUGUUAUAAUUUCCAUACAGGAUUAUUCAUUAAACAAAACUCUUAGAUCUGAUUCUGUUAAAUAUUAUGAGUAGCCAUUGUUCUAAUAUUAUUUAGUUCGAUAUUUUCCUCUUGUAAAAUCUCUGUUGAAGUGCCGGCUGGCCUGUCUUUAUAGCGUAAUAUUAUAUUUAGUCACGACAUUCUCGGAGAAAAUCUAAGAUAAAUAAAACUUAGUUAUCGUCAUCGUCUGGACGGGCAGUGCGUAUUUUUGUAUUUUUGCAAAAAAAUAAUACAAUUGCACAAAUUAAAACACAUGCAAUUGGAAAUAGUUUGAAUAUUGUAAAUUCAUAGAUUACAAAAGUUUUCCCCGUGUCUUGAGUUGAGUUAUACUCGACCUUACGCAGCCGAGCCACUGGCCGGAGUGGUACUCAUCACGUCAUAACUUAGGAUCCUUAUUUAUUGACGGUGGCGCGUGAUCGACCACCGCGUGGUCACUGUAACGCUAUACUUAUGUAUUAGUUGAUUAAGUUGAUAGAUUUAUUUUGCGCAUUUUUUUACAUUCGAUUAUUGUAUCAGAUACCGGCUCACCAUUCGUACGGUAUCUACGCGCGACUGAUAUAAUUGAUUUUAUUUAUAAAAU